AUGAGCUGCAGGAAACUCCCCGACUUCGUGAAACACAUGAAGCGCGAUCCCUCUGGCAAGGGUUUCACCCACCUCGGCAAGGAUGGUGUAUUGCGUACCAUCUCAGGCGACUAUGAGGUUGUUGAUGCGCGCGGCCUUGACCCUGAGCAGAUCAAGGAUAUUCUGGAUGUUAUGCCCUUCGAGCAGGCCCAAAAAGAGGACUUCUAUGGUGUGGACGGCACAAAGGUUACAAGCCAGGAAGCACUAUUCCAUCCAGCGCCAGGAAUCCUGCCGACUAAACCAACCGAGGAGGAGGCUGCGGAGAGACGGAGACUCAUAAACCAGAGUUGGGAGGCCUAUUCGCAGGCGAAGAGGAAAGAGCAUGAAGGGACUGGAGAAGGCAAUUCUCCGGAGGAGUUGCCAUAG
Messenger RNA from Aspergillus thermomutatus, 405 nucleotides. RefSeq lists its product as uncharacterized. The transcript is spliced from 2 exons. The record is from RefSeq and is a predicted model, not a curated record. Bases 1 to 405 code for a protein of 134 amino acids. NCBI's taxonomy places the organism in Eukaryota, Fungi, Ascomycota, Eurotiomycetes, Eurotiales, Aspergillaceae.